Molecule: messenger RNA, 864 nt
Organism: Effrenium voratum
Lineage: Eukaryota; Dinophyceae; Suessiales; Symbiodiniaceae
Source: the annotation of a GenBank genome assembly
AUGGAGCUGGAUGGCCGUGUGCUGCUGUCCGAGCACGUGUACCAUGUGUGCCUGGGCCAUGCCUUGAUGACGGAGCGCGAGGAGGUUAUGGGCCUCUUGCUGGGGGACUCCCAAAACUCCGAGGUGCGGAUAUGGACUUCAAUGACUCUGCGGCGCAGCGACAAGCGCCCGGACCGGGUGGAGAUCGCCCCAGAGCAGCUGGUGGAGGCCGUGGACUGUGCCGAGCAGCUGAGCCAGGUGCUGAAGUGCAGCUGCCGGGUGGUGGGCUGGUACCACUCCCACCCCCACAUCACCUGCUUUCCCAGCCACGUGGACUUGCGCACGCAGCUGCAGUACCAGUCCAUGGACCCUGACUUCGUUGGUUUGAUCUUUGGUGUCUUCAACUACAGCAACGAUGGCUCCACGAGCCACGACCUCAUCGCCUUUCGUGCGGAUGCUGAGGCACAGCAGCGAAAUCUCCAGGUGGAGGUGGUGCCUCUUUGCCAGCUGCUGUCCGAGGAGGAGGAGGCAGCAGCAGUGCUGUGCCCGGCCUUCGGGGGAUCCUUCGGGCAACAUGCGCUGUGCUCCGCGGUGGAGCAGACCCUCAAGGAGGUGCAGGAGAUGUGCGAAUUGGAGAUGGAAGGCGCUGACCCUUUUCGACGGGUCAGGAGCUAUGUCCACUUCAUGCAGACUUUCGCCCAUCUGGCGGCGGAAAGCGUGGAGCCACUGGAGAGCCACUUCCAAAAUAUGCAGAAGAAUGCAGAGGCGGAAGGUUUGAUCGCCCCAAACCAUCGGGACGAUGCGGAACCCGUGCUGCUUGGUUUCAACCAGAAACUGCGGAACCAGAAGAGUACUGUCAGUCGCAGUUUCUUGAACAAUCCGUGA